Molecule: messenger RNA, 1395 nt
Organism: Sporothrix brasiliensis 5110
Lineage: Eukaryota; Fungi; Ascomycota; Sordariomycetes; Ophiostomatales; Ophiostomataceae
Exons: 2
Coding region: 1-1395 (464 amino acids)
Source: RefSeq, a predicted model, not a curated record
AUGGUGGCCCAUCCCAUUGAGCGCGAGUAUGCCGAUGCGCUGGGCCUCUGGGGCUGGAUCUGCCUGGUCGCGCGCGCCGCCGCUCUCACGUUUUUCCUUGCCGUGAAGUUCGUCAAGGCCGUCGUUGGCGGCAAGGCCCGCCGCCAUGGCCAGACGGUGUACAAGUACACGGCCCUCGAGGGCAUGCGCGAUUACCAAUACGGCCUCAGCGCCGUCCGCGUCCAGAACCUGCUGCCCUCGACGAAAUGGCUCGCCCGCCGGUUUGCCAGGCGCAACAAGCUGCCCUUUGCGCUGAUCCACCUCAGCGACGGCACGACAGCCGCUGUGCUUGGGCCGAAGGCGGAGAAAACGGAGAAAACGGAGAAAACGGAGAAAACGGAGAGAACGGAGAGAACGGCGGAGACAGCAAAGGGGGCAAAGAGGGCGCAGAGAGCGCAGAGGGCAAAGAAGGCAACCGGGGCAAACACGGCAAACACAGCCUCUACGGUGCCGGCCCAAGCGUCGUCCUCAGCACCCCGUCGAGCCGUCGUCGUGUUCCACGGCGGCGGCUACAUGGCGCCCGCCCUCAGCAAGCACAUCCACUUGGCGUGCGGCUUCAGCAAGACCCUCCCCGACAACGUCGCCGUCUACAUCCUGCAGUACGGCCUCGCCUCCGAGACCGCCAACCAGUACCCGCGCCAGCUCCAGCAGGCCGCCGUCCUCCUCGACUACCUAUUGACCGCGGAGAACUACCCGCCCUCGGCCAUCACGCUUGUCGGCGACUCCGCCGGCGGCCACCUGGCGCUCAGUCUGCUCCUGCACCUGGCCCAUCCCGACCCGCAGGUGCCCGCCGUCACGCUGCCAGACGGUGCGCGCCUCGCCGGUGCCGCCCUGCUCUCGCCCUGGAUGAUCACGCGCGCCCGCAGCGAGGGCCUCGUCCGGGCCAACGAGGCCAAGGACGUGCUGUAUGCCGCCGCGCUCGACGCCUGGGCGCAGAACUUCCUGGGCCCGGUCGACGCGAGCGAAAACAAGGACAAGGCGGAUGCUGCCGCGGCAGACAAGGGUUCGCCUUGGAGCUGCCCCCUGACGAUGCCCGACCGGUGGCUGGCGGACUUGCCCGUGGACGACCUGUUUGUCACCUAUGGCGAGGACGAAGUGCUGGCCGGCAACAUUGCCCAGUUCUGCACGGCACUGUGCCGCGCGCGCAAGCCCCUUCCUGGCGUCAAGACCGCGGCCAAAGGCUACGCCAACGAGCUGCACGUCCACAUGGUCAUGAACCGUUUCCUGAUGCUCGGCGAGACGUGCCUGUCCGAAGAAGAGUUCAAGGCAUGGUACGCCACCCAGUUGGAGGCGCCUCUACGGUCGCCUUCACCUCCAGCAUCGUCGCACGAUGCAGUCGAGGUCGCCAGCAGAUAG